Molecule: messenger RNA, 1667 nt
Organism: Drosophila mauritiana
Lineage: Eukaryota; Metazoa; Arthropoda; Insecta; Diptera; Drosophilidae
Exons: 2
Coding region: 1338-1592 (84 amino acids)
Biological process (GO): septate junction assembly
Source: RefSeq, a predicted model, not a curated record
UUUUUUGGGCGUGACAAUUAAACAACAAAGAGGCCGCACAUAAACAUACAUAUAGAUAAAUAUUGGCUUCAGAAAUAAAUGGCGAAUGACAACAACAAGCGGUAAUUAUUGACACAGGAAGCGGUGGCCCCCCACUGAAAUAUAUACAUACAUAUAUGUAAUCCGCCGUUCUAUAAACAAAUUAUAUGCGAUGGAUGUGGAUAUGCCAUUUGUUUACUUUAGCCUUACCAUCCCGGAACCCUAAUGACCUAAUGACCCAUUAGUCGUGGCCUUACUGCAUUACAAUGUCCACAGGGCUUGGUCCUCCUGCAUCCUUGUCCAUCCAUCCCAAUUAGCGGACGCCCCCGCCUAAUUGAUUGAUUGCCCGCGGGUGUGUCGCACUUAGCGAUGGCCCACUGUCACAUUGUCACAUUUUACCCCUGUAUUGCCACUCGAUGGCCCGUCAAUUUAUCGCCAUAAAACCCCAUAUCGGAAUAAUUUUCACAUUUGAUAAGUGAAUGGGUGGAUGGGUUCGCAUUCUAAUUCCGCCACUUUUCACCCGCCCAUUUCCAUGGCGAUAAAUGUGAAGUGAGUGGCUUCUGGUGGCUCAAAAUGUGACAAGCCCAUUAAAUUGUGCAUUUUAUUUAUGACUUCGAUUGAAGAUCGAUGCGAAUUUCAGCAAAGCAAACGUUUUUCAAAUUAUGCUCACAACUAAUCGGUUUAAAAGUAAUCUUUAGACUUUUGUGACCUUAAUUAUUUGUAAAUUUAAAGAUCUAAAAUUUAUAUUUCCACUUGACCUCUUUGAUGCCAAAAUGGCUGGACUUUUACUGCGGAACUUCCGCGUUUUUUUUUUCCAGCAGACAGCCAAAAACAGAAUAAAAAAGCAGAAGCAUAUGGUCUGAAAUUAAGGCCAUUAAGCACACGUCGUGGUUAAAAUUAUCAGCCCGCCUUUUCCGACAGCUUUUGGUGUUGGCCAAAAGUGAUUAAUUUUGGUUUGAUAGGAUAGUUUGAUAGGAGUGUUCGCUAACUACCUAUAACUUUUGGGUGAAAGUUUUUAUAUUCUGGUAUAAACACAGUGAGCUCCUUUCUACUGCAUCUAUGCUUUAUGAUAGAGAUUCCUCUAUGGAAUGCAACUCUCUAGAAGAUCUAUGCCAACUUGUGACUUUUCAGCUUGUCUGUCUGUCCGUUUUAUGUAUCCGUAAGUUUGUCCGUAAGCUUGUCCGUGAGUUUGUCCAUCUCAAGGUUUUGAGCAUCGAGUCCUUAACUCGCAGGUCUUCAUCGUGACGAGCAUUAUCCUGAUCGAGAGCAUUUCGGAUCUGACUUUCAUACGGCAAGCGUUGUUGGUCCAUGGCACCUUGAUGGGCUAUCUAAUCGCCUGCUUUGUGAUAGCAACAGGUCAUGUGAGCGGCACUGUGGUGGACAAGCGCCUCGAUAUCCUCUUCUCGAUCGGUGGCUUCUUCCUCUUCGGGGCCGCUGGCACCAUUAUCCUUGCCCAGUGGCUGGGCUACUGCAAGUCGCAGGAGGAGCGGGAGGUGCUGCUGGCCUCCGGGAUUUUGAGUCUGGCCAAUGGCGCCAUCUUCGUGGGCGACAUUUUCGUUGUGUUGGCUUCUUAGCACUAAGUAUUCUAUUUAAUAAAAUUCAAACCUAAAUUGUGCCAAUGGUUUCAUUUGUGGAAGCUUCAAACAUGU